Messenger RNA from Kwoniella shivajii, 966 nucleotides. RefSeq lists its product as uncharacterized. The transcript is spliced from 4 exons. Bases 1 to 966 code for a protein of 321 amino acids. NCBI's taxonomy places the organism in Eukaryota, Fungi, Basidiomycota, Tremellomycetes, Tremellales, Cryptococcaceae. The record is from RefSeq and is a predicted model, not a curated record.
AUGAGUACACAAGAAACGAGUGACGAAAUGAGUAACGAAAUGAAUGUGGGAAUGAGUGACGAAAUGAGUACUCGCGAUGAAACGAGUAGCGAAGUCGUCCAUGGAAUCGAUUUCCGCGACCGCUUCUCUUCCAUCAGAGUGAACCCUGGCACAACCCAAGCAGGUAAAUCGUUUAUUACUAAAUUUCAAACACGCUUGCGUACAAAGUACCAAGAUCGAAAAGGAGAACUUGAAAAGCUCUGUUUAUACGGUGAAAGCGGCGACAAGUCUACUCUUGAGCACAUGGAAGAAUUGGAUGACGAAAUAUCAUACAAAUUUCAACAGAAAGCUGCUGAGUUCGCAAAACAGAUGGUAACCCUUGUCUUGUCUGAAUGGCAUACAGAUCGUGCUUCAAAAGGAAAGAAACCCAACACCCGUGCAAGCAGCAGCUCAAACCGAUCCGCUCCGUAUUCAGCUGUAUCCUCUCGAUCAAUAUCGAAAGCACCCCAAAUAUCUCACACUUAUGAUUCCACCAGACACUGCCAAAUUUCACCUUUGCCUACGCUUAGUAUUGCUCCUAGGACCGAGAAUCAUCUUUCUGUUGCCGUCCAUUUGGAGCGUUCCUCGGCCGGGGCACAACAUUUACCUGUGUUCCAACCUUACAAAGAUAUCAUAUCCUCUGAAGGAAAAGAUCUCGCAGACAAGUUGCUUUCUGAAGCUAUCAGGGUAUGUUCACAACCUAAUCACACCAGUUACCUGGCGCAGAUCCAAACCUAUGACGGAGUCGAAGUGUCAAAUACACCUUAUUCCCAAUCGUCACAGCCAUCUACCACGUCAAACGUGACAGGCUCGGCUCGUUCCGAGCCAUCCCAGCUACCUGCCUUGAAUAAUGCUGCCGCUUCAAACUCAUUAAAUCUCCCCUCAGCUGCAGAACUAGGGCUUCCAGGCUCACAGAGCAGCUGUCCAGCCCCCGGUGAUCAUCAGUAA